Hirundo rustica (Barn swallow) is the source of this 3461-nucleotide messenger RNA. RefSeq names its product Nedd4 family interacting protein 1 (gene NDFIP1). Lineage: Eukaryota; Metazoa; Chordata; Aves; Passeriformes; Hirundinidae. Gene Ontology annotation, biological process: positive regulation of protein ubiquitination; metal ion transport; ubiquitin-dependent protein catabolic process. The record is from RefSeq and is a predicted model, not a curated record. The transcript has 8 exons. Gene Ontology annotation, cellular component: perinuclear region of cytoplasm; Golgi apparatus; endoplasmic reticulum. Gene Ontology annotation, molecular function: WW domain binding. The coding region runs from base 95 to 742 and encodes 215 amino acids.
CGGGGAGGGCGGGAGCGAGCGGAGCCCGCAGCGAGCAGCGACCGGGCCGCCGCCGCCUCCGCCUGCGCAGCGCCCGCACCGACCCCGCAGCGCCAUGGCGGCCGCGGCCGCCGAGCCCAGCACCGGCCGCUACCAGCAGCUGCAGAAUGAAGAGGAGCCGGGCCAGGCCGUGCCGGGCGUGAGCGAUGCCCCUCCACCCUACAGCAGCAUUUCUGCAGAGAGCACAGCUUAUUUUGACUACAAGGAUGAGUCAGGGUUCCCGAAGCCGCCGUCCUACAACGUGGCCACCACUCUGCCCAGCUACGACGAGGCCGAGAGGAGCAAGGCUGAGGCCACCAUUCCCUUGGUUCCUGGCAGGGAUGAUGACUUUGUGACACGAGAUGACUUUGAUGACACUGACCAGCUGAGGAUAGGAAACGAUGGCAUUUUCAUGCUGACUUUCUUCAUGGCAUUCCUCUUCAACUGGAUCGGAUUUUUCCUGUCUUUCUGUCUGACGACUUCAGCUGCAGGACGAUACGGGGCCAUUUCUGGGUUUGGUCUGUCUCUUAUUAAGUGGAUCCUUAUUGUCAGGUUCUCCACUUAUUUUCCUGGUUACUUCGAUGGCCAGUACUGGCUUUGGUGGGUCUUCCUUGUACUAGGUUUUCUGCUGUUUCUCAGAGGAUUUAUUAAUUAUGCAAAGGUUAGGAAGAUGCCAGACACGUUUUCCACUCUCCCCAGAACCAGAGUUCUCUUUAUUUACUAAAGAUGUUUUCUGGCAAAUGUCUUCCUGCAUUAGUGAAAUCCCCCCCAAGAAGCAGCAGGACACCUGCAGGAAGUGAAUCAAGGCUCUGGAGCAGAAGAAAAAAUAAUCACCUGCUUUAAAAAAAAAAAAAUAAAUAAAAGUACUGUUGGAAAAAGAAAAAAAAAAAAAGGAGAAGCAUUUCUUUCGAUUUGUUUUUAGGUGUAAAAUUUUAAUAAUUAACACAGAGUUCUGUAAUUGUUGACUCAUUAGUGGCUAAUGUUUGAAGCAGCUCUUGCAGUGAGUCUGGGACUGCCGAUGCAGCCGUUCAGCCGGAGUUUGUGGUGCUUGGGCAGCAGGAGCCGUCCUGGGGCCAGCAGGGGCCAGGCUUGCUUUAGUUCCUCCUGCAGCCUGGGAGCUGCUGGGCUCUGCCUGUGCUGGACUGUGACAGCCUGUCCUGGGCUCUGUGUGUGUGUGUGUGUGUGUGUGUGUGUGACAGCCUGUCCUGAGCUCUGUGUGUGUGUGUGUGUGUGUGUGUGUGUGUGUGACAGCCUGUCCUGAGCUCUGUGUGUGUGUGUGUGUGUGUGUGUGACAGCCUGUCCUGGGCUGUGUGUGUGUGUGUGUGUGUGUGUGACAGCCUGUCCUGAGCUCUGUGUGUGUGUGUGUGUGUGUGUGUGUGUGUGUGACAGCCUGUCCUGGGCUGUGUGUGUGUGUGUGUGUGUGUGUGACAGCCUGUCCUGGGCUCUGUGUGUGUGUGUGUGUGUGUGUGACAGCCUGUCCUGGGCUCUGUGUGUGUGUGACAGCCUGUCCUGGGCUGUGUGUGUGUGUGUGUGUGUGUGACAGCCUGUCCUGGGCUCUGUGUGUGUGUGACAGCCUGUCCUGGGCUGUGUGUGUGUGUGUGUGUGUGUGACAGCUUGUCCUGGGCUGUGUGUGUGUGUGUGUGACAGCCUGUCCUGGGCUCUGUGUGUGUGUGUGUGUGUGUGACAGCCUGUCCUGAGCUCUGUGUGUGUGUGUGUGUGUGUGUGUGACAGCCUGUCCUGGGCUCUGUGUGUGUGUGUGUGUGUGUGACAGCCUGUCCUGGGCUCUGUGUGUGUGUGUGUGUGUGUGUGUGACAGCCUGUCCUGGGCUCUGUGUGUGUGUGUGUGUGUGUGACAGCCUGUCCUGGGCUCUGUGUGUGUGUGUGUGUGUGUGACAGCCUGUCCUGAGCUCUGUGUGUGUGUGUGUGUGUGUGUGUGACAGCCUGUCCUGGGCUCUGUGUGUGUGUGUGUGUGUGUGACAGCCUGUCCUGGGCUCUGUGUGUGUGUGACAGCCUGUCCUGGGCUCUGUGUGUGUGUGUGUGUGUGUGUGUGACAGCCUGUCCUGGGCUCUGUGUGUGUGUGUGUGUGUGUGUGACAGCCUGUCCUGGGCUCUGUGUGUGUGUGUGUGACAGCCUGUCCUGAGCUCUGUGUGUGUGUGUGUGUGUGUGUGUGUGUGUGUGUGUGACAGCCUGUCCUGGGCUCUGUGUGUGUGUGACAGCCUGUCCUGGGCUCUGUGUGUGUGUGACAGCCUGUCCUGAGCUCUGUGUGUGUGUGUGUGACAGCCUGUCCUGGGCUCUGUGUGUGUGUGUGUGUGUGACAGCCUGUCCUGAGCUCUGUGUGUGUGUGUGUGUGUGUGUGUGUGUGUGUGUGUGACAGCCUGUCCUGGGCUCUGUGUGUGUGUGUGACAGCCUGUCCUGGGCUGUGUGUGUGUGUGUGCAUCCUGUGCUGUGCAGUGUGUGUACUCUGUGUCCUGUCCAUUCCAUGUAUUCCAUGUACUCCAUGUCCUCCAUGUCUUCUCCUGUCCAUCCCCUGUCCCUCUCCUGUCCCUCCCAGUACCCCAUCCCCUAUCCAUCCCCAUACCCCAUGUCUUGUUCAUCCCGUCCAUCCCGUGUCCUUCCCCGUACCCCGUGUCCUGUCCAUCCCCUGUCCCUCCCCGUACCCCAUGUCCUGUCCAUCCCCUGUCCAUCCCCUGUCCAUCCCCUGUCCAUCCCCUGUCCCUCCCCGUACCCCGUGUCCUGUCCAUCCCCUGUCCAUCCCCUGUCCCUCUCCUCUCCAUCCCCUGUCCAUCCCCUGUCCCUCCCCGUACCCCGUGUUCUGUCCCUCCCCUGUCCAUCCCCUGUCCAUCCCAUGUCCCUCCCCUGUCCCUCCCUGUACCCCGUGUCCUGUCCCUCCCCGUACCCCGUGUCCUGUCCAGCCGCGCUGGCAGCUCAGGGCUCACUCUGGAGCUGAGGUGACAGCUCGGGGUGGCUGUGCUCCUGCAGUCCCUCAGCACCCAGGGGCCUGUGAGGAAAAGGGGCUGCUGCAGUCCAGACUCCGAGGUGGCAUUGGGAAUUUAGAGGUGGCACAAGUAUUAACUUUUAACAGUCUUUAUUCUCGGUGUUGUAGUAUCCUUUCCUUUCGCACCACCAACUUUUUGGGCUCUCCGGGGGUUUUCACGGAACAAGUCUGUAGUGUAAAACCGAAAGAUCAUGUUGCAACUUUGUAUAAAAACCAUCUUGCAAAACAAAGGCCUUUUUUUUUCUUUGGCUUGGGACUUUUGAGACAAUUCCUAACGUACCUGUAAUUCUUGCUUUUAUAAUUUGUGUUAGCGGAGACUCUGAUGCGUUGGAAAUGUAGAUUUAAUGUGCACUCCUGUGCUUUCUGCCAAGUGAUCGUUCACUUUGGAGUUUUACUAUGUUCAACCUGUAAAUACAGCAGAACAUCAAUAAAUGUCACUUCUGUAGCAA